Messenger RNA from Didymodactylos carnosus, 1268 nucleotides. The record is from the annotation of a GenBank genome assembly. Lineage: Eukaryota; Metazoa; Rotifera; Eurotatoria; Philodinida; Philodinidae.
CAUGUCUCAUUAAGAAAGGCUUUUGUUAUUUUAUAGAGUUUCUGAAAAAACUGGUUUUCAUGAAAAUCGGAACUUCAAGAGUCAUGGGGAUAAAUCCUUUCACGCUUUUUACUAUCUAGAUAUAGGCUAUCGAUUGAUGUAUGUUCGAAAAAAAUCGGGAUUUGACAACUGGGAAUGCUCACUCGUAAGUAUAUAGAAGCGGAUACAUUUUGAGAAUAUGCUGAACAAAUUACAAAGCCAUUCCAUGUAGUAUUCGAGAAAUAUUAAAAAAAAUGAGGCGUUAGUCUUUUGGAACACGAAAACUCACUAGAAAUCACGUAAUGAUUAAGGGUAUAAUUUUUCUCUAUAAAUCGACAACAGAUUAAUUUGUUUUUAGCCAAGCCGGUUUGGUAACGAGAUCCUUGGUGCCUAACACCUAGCCUUAGUCUGGGAUUGAUGCAUGCCCAUUGUAAAACCAAUACUGUACCCACAUUGUGUGGACAAACAUAUCAACUUUCAGAUGAAUAAAACAUCUGUUAGGCGAAAAUCUCAAAAGAAUUCUGUUAGAAUUGAUGGGUUCAGUAAAUCUGUUUAGUGGAACCGUAUCGCAGGGAAACUUGUUUUAUUGUGUUUUGUUCUUAGGUAAAACACAUCGUAUUAAUACAAAAUAUAAAACGAACAAGACAACAUGUAUUAGUAUUACUGAUAAAAUCAAUUUAUCGACACUGACAAAAACAUUUUUAUCGUUGAAUACGGCAGAUAAUAUUCAAACCGUGUACUUGAACAUAUCUAUUCAUUCACCAUUCGAGGAAUUAAACCGAAUUCUGUUUUCAUUGUUUCUAUGCGGUACACUAACUGAUUUAUCAAGUGGUUUGACAUUUUCACUAUUGAAAAAUAAAAGAUUCAAAUUUAUUAUCGAAGUGCCUUAUAUGGAGAAACUGCAAAUGUCAGUGAAACAAAAUUUUGAUUAUUUAUUGCCAGUGUUAUCAAUUGUGUGUCAAAAUCAAUUAGAAGAAGUAACUAAUGAAAAUUAUCAGUUGUUCAUUGGUGAUAGCGAAGAACUAGUAGCUCGAUUUCUGAAAGGUAAGACACCGGGAGUCAUGAGUUGUGAUCAAAUGUUAUUUAUUCAGUAGUGGAAAGUGUUUUUUCGUACGUUUUCUAUGCUAACGUGUUAUAUGUUAUAUGAAUUCCCAAAAAGUAGCAAACACAUUUUUCUGUAUUUAUGGCAAUAAGAAUGUUCUUUUUUUAUUAGCCUUUGAUGAUAAAACAAUCGAUCGUAUGCUAAUAGU